GGGACAAUGAACGGAACAUAUUAGCCGUUCUGGGUUUAGGAUUUUGGUGAUUUUUGCUUCGCAGAGUUUACGUUAAUACUACCGUUAGAGCAACAUUAUUCGUUAGUCAUCAUGAUCAAUCUAGUUUCGGUGUGGCUUCUGUCGAUGGUUGCGUUCUCGUGGGCCGUCGACGAUUUAUUCCUUCCGGGGUUCGAGAAGAAGGCACCCAUGCUGGGCUGCCACAAGCGCGUGUUCACCUACCGUGUAUCGCAGGCGGAUAGCAAAGGGCGCGAAUGUUGGGACCACGUGAGCGUGUGGUCCUGCCAUGGGCGGUGCGAUUCAAAUGAAAUCUCCGACUGGCGCUUCCCGUACAAACGAUCCCACCAUCCGGUGUGUAUGCACGCCGGUAGAACCAGGUCGGUGGCCACCCUGAGGCACUGUCAUCCGGAGGCGGAUGCGGAAGCCAAAUUGUACGAGUACAUGGAACCGAAAUCGUGCAGUUGUCAGACCUGCACUAGCAUGGAUACCAGCUGUGAGGGACCGAAGCAGCUCAAUACGGACGGAGCAACUAAGGUUUUCCAGAUCGAUGACGAGGAGAUUGAGUCGGAGUACGCAUAAAACUAAUUUCGCUGGCUUGUGAUAUUGAAAUGACAUUUGCAAUGGUGGCCAAAACGAAGUAUCCUAGUGCUUUCAUGUGAAUAAUAAUAGUAAUUGCA
This is a messenger RNA of Armigeres subalbatus, 695 nucleotides long. RefSeq names its product thyrostimulin beta-5 subunit-like. The coding region runs from base 112 to 597 and encodes 161 amino acids. Gene Ontology annotation, cellular component: cytoplasm; extracellular region. The transcript has 2 exons. Lineage: Eukaryota; Metazoa; Arthropoda; Insecta; Diptera; Culicidae. Gene Ontology annotation, biological process: G protein-coupled receptor signaling pathway. Gene Ontology annotation, molecular function: hormone activity. The record is from RefSeq and is a predicted model, not a curated record.